UUAGACGAGUGGAGUUGGCCAUCUAUCUAUCUCACUCCUAUCUAUGUCAAAUCGCAGUUUGUUUGACAACUAGCGGAAGGAUCAAGGCUACUCCUUUUUCCAUGACUUCCACAACUAAUUAAUUAAUAACGCACUUAAUUAGUGUUGAACAUGCGUUAUCUAUCGCUUAUCAGUUAAUAGUACCUUAACAACAUGUAAUUUAUCCAGUGCAGUGCUAAGUCCUAAAUAUCUAAACAAUGUCCGGUGGGGAGAAGAAAAAGAGGGCUACCCGAUCUCAGGGCUGGGAGGAAGCAGGCUCGGAAUUUUACCAGGAGAGCUAUCCGGGAGACGGUGACAUGGAAGUGCUCUGGAAAGACCCCAAACGAUUAGCCACCUUAUUACCUAGUAAACAAACUAGAGCAGUUGGCGCAACUAUUCGUCUAAGGACUCAAGAUAACAGAACCAACAAAAGUACUGUUCGUCGUCACACGGUAAAUAGAUCACGAAGAGAUUCAACUGUACAUCGCAGAACUUCCACUGUGGGCAUUGAUGUGGGCGAUGACUCUAUGCUACCUGAUCUUUCUCAAAUGCGGUCGAAUGAAGAGACUGCUUGGGAGGAAAUAAUGAAAUUAAAAGAAUUGCCCAUUCCAAUGGCAAAGAAAAAGGAGGAAAAGGCGAAAAUCAUGAGUGAAGAGCAUCUACUUCUACAAGGUUAUGAGCAAUUCAAAUGGAAACGCAAAAAAGCGUGGCACCAAUUCACCACCCGAAUAAGCGAGUCAUAUCAGAAAAUGGAACUAUGGAGGCGAGACCUCAAACAUAUUGAGGGCCACUUUGGAACUGGAGUCGUUGCCUUCUUUCGAUUCGUAAAGUGGUUGUUUUUUCUAAAUUUAUUCACUUUAGUGUUGGUCUUCUUAUUUGUUGUAUUGCCGACAAUUCUUUUGGAUGACCGUGAGAUCAAUUGCGAUGAGGAGAAUACGUGUUAUGAAAAAUACUACUGCAGAAUAAAUGAGUCAAAUCUAGCGUUAAGUAUCGUUCAGGGCACCGGGCGACUGGAGAGUAGUCUCCUGUUCUACGGAUUCUAUCCGAACGAAAUUCAAAGUUACACUAUUUUAAACAAGAAAAUGUAUUUUAACUUACCUCUAGCUUAUAUAUUGACCACCAUAGUAUAUUUUCUAGUAGCAUUAGUUGCUAUAGUUAAGACAGGGUCCAAGGGGUUUAGGGAACGGCUAAUUCAAGGUGAAGGCCAGUUUUAUCAGUAUUCAAAUUUAGUUUUCGGAGGCUGGGACUUUUGUAUACACAACGAGAAAAGUGCCAAUAUAAAGCACAAGGCAAUUUUUAGUGAACUGAAAGCGCUUUUAGAGGUGGAGCGAUUGAAGGAAGAGCGGCAGGGUAGAACGAGGCAGGAGAGAUGGAGAAUUAUAUUUUUGCGAUUUAUAGUCAAUUCAAUAGUGCUGGCAAUAUUAACGUUGAGUGGCGGAGCGAUUUAUCUGGUGUUCAAUUAUUCCAACCAGAUGCUCAACAAGGACAACACUGCCAAAAUACUCCAAUUUGUGUACGAGUUUUUACCGUCAAUGUGCAUAGUAGCGUUAAAUAUCACCGUGCCGGUUAUAUUUCAAUUCCUCAUUUCAUAUGAGCACUACAGUCCCUUAGUGCAGAUUAGAAUGGCUCUAAUUCGCACAGUGUUUCUAAGACUGGCAUCACUUUUAGUGUUUUAUGCCUCAAUGUAUGCAAAAAUUCGAUGCACUAGCCAAUUCGAUCCGGAUGAUUGUGCUGGUUGCACUGGCAGAACCAACUGUUGGGAAACUUUCGUUGGGCAGCAAAUAUACAAAUUACUUCUCACCGAUUUUGCCAUUCAAAUAAGUAUUACUUUUGUCGUCAACUUCUUAAGGGCUUUUCUGGCUCGACAUAUUCGCAAUAAGUUUAUUGCAUUCAUCGGAGAACAAACUUUCGACUUACCCAAGCAUGUGCUUGAUGUGGUUUACACUCAAACCUUGUGUUGGGUAGGGAUUUUUUUCGCCCCUCUCAUGAGCGUAAUGGCUUCAUUAAUCUUCUUUGUGUUGUUCUACGUUAAAAAAUUCGCUUGUUUAGUUAAUUGCAAACCGAGUGGUACAGUCUAUAGAGCCUCUCGGUCUACGUCAAUGUUCAUGGUAGUGAUGCUGGUGUCUUAUCCUGUAGCUUUAGCCCCGGUGGCGCUCACCAUGUCUGAAAUUCCCCCUAGUGUGUCUUGCGGCCCAUUCAAGUCGCUCACAACUAUUUGGACAUUAGUAGAAAACACUUUUCUAGAUACACCCUCAGCUGUUCAAAGUAUGGUCGGGUUUUUGACUACACCUGCUUUCGCUAUUCCAGUGUUUAUCCUCCUGAUAUUGCUCUUGUAUUACUAUACAGCUGUGAAUUCCGCCAAUAGGCACAUGGUAACGGUGCUCAAGAACCAACUGGUUUUAGAGGGGCAUGAUAAAAAGUUCUUGAUCGAUCGGCUUUUGCUGUUCAUCAAGCAAGAUCAUGAUAAGAGGUCAAGGCUGGCAAACCAUAUGGUAGAUGGGGAUACUAUUACAAAUACUAGUAGUCUCCAAUCUUAGGGUAUGAUCUAAGAAUCAUUGGUGUACAUAAUUUACAAGUCUGUACGAUUGUGACCAAAUCCUGCUUAAGUUUUGUCAUCCAUGUAAAUGUGAUAUAUCAUUAAUAGUAUAAUAUAUAACAGAUUUUAUAUAGAAUUUGCCAUUGCUUUAGUGUACACCAGAUACCAAUUUGUGUUAACGCGAUCUCAUUGUUCCAAUUUUUACACCAUAAAGUGUAUUAGUUUUAAGUACAAAUUCAUCAUACGUUCAGUUUUUAUUAAUCCAUCCAUAACUAGAGUAGAUCAAAAUUCAUUUACAACUUAAGACUUUUAUAUCGUCGAUUUUGGAUUAUUUACUUUUAUUAUAUCGACUGUAAAUAUUCAAGUUAUAAAUCAUUAGCUUGAUUAAAGACUAGCACAUACCAAAACAUAAGCUCAAAUUAUACAUAUUAUAUUGCUCCAGCUUAUCGUCCAAAGACAUUAAUUAUCUAUCAUUAAAUGUUAACAGACCUUCAUAUUUAUCACUACUUAUACCUUCGACUAGUCAUUUUUCGCUUUUCUAGCAAUUCUUAUAACGGCGACUGAAAUUAUUUUCAAUUUUCAUCUUAAAUCGUGUUAAUUUCUCUGGACUUUCACUUCCAAUAUUUUGUGGCAAAAAUACUAUCUGAAUGCAUACAGAAAGUUCCUUUAAUCAAUAAAAAAGCGGGUCAGCUUCUCCUGGUCUCAUAUAAUAGCAUAUUUUAUUUAAGCAUUGGAAAUAUUACAAUUGAUUUGUAUUAAAUUGCUAUUUUUAACAAUA
Molecule: messenger RNA, 3332 nt
Organism: Dendroctonus ponderosae (mountain pine beetle)
Lineage: Eukaryota; Metazoa; Arthropoda; Insecta; Coleoptera; Curculionidae
Product: transmembrane channel-like protein 7
Exons: 5
Coding region: 237-2555 (772 amino acids)
Cellular component (GO): plasma membrane
Molecular function (GO): mechanosensitive monoatomic ion channel activity
Source: RefSeq, a predicted model, not a curated record